AUUUCAAGCUCAAACAGGACCACUCUGUGCUCAUUUCUUCGGCUUCUCGUCACCUCGCCUUCGGAACUCUGUCGGCUUACUGCUGCGGCGCUCUCUCCUUGCCUCGUCACCGACGGUUCGUCGUGCAUUUGACUAGAUUCCGGUAUCUUCCCGGCGUCAUGCAGAAUCUGGGCCCGGGCAGCAACCUGGAAGGCAUUCUCAAGUGGAGCCUGACGCACUCCGAUGGCACGGGGCCCGCGAGGCAAAUCACAGAGGAGGAGCGGCAGUGGUUCAACCAGGCCGUGCAGUCGGCGGUCGUGGACGUGGUGCAGCGGAUGAAGGAGAUCGGCAUGCUCAUGGGGGUCACGGAGGAGGGGCUGCUGGCGCAGGGCGUGACGGUUGAGGAGAUGGCCGGGAUGCUGGAGGAACUACAGGAGCACGUGGAGUCCAUCGACAUGGCCAAUGAUCUUAAAGCCAUAGGCGGGUUGGAGCCCCUGCUCCGCUUCCUGCGCUCCCCCCACGCGGUGUUACGGGCGCGGGCGGCAGAGGUGGUAACCACGAUGGUGCAGAACAACGAGAGGGGCCAGCGGAGCGUGAUGGAGGCGGGCGGCCAUCUGACGCUCAUGAACAUGGUUAUGCACGAUGCUGACGUCACUGCCAAGGCCAAAGCCGUGGGGGCGAUCUCGUCCUUGGUUCGCCACAACCCCGAGGGCCUCGCGUCCCUCCGCGCCGUCAUCGGCAUCAAGGGACUCACCUCCUUAAUCUUCACCACCGCCUCAAAAUUCUCCUUAAACUCCGAAUCAGACGCCAGCACAAGGCUCCUCCUUAAAGCCCUCCACCUGACACUCUACUGCCUGCAGCAGUGCCCCUUGGACCGCCCCCUCGCCCUCUCCUCGGGCCUCCUGACCUCCCUGCUGCAACCUGCAGUGGUGGGGUCUAGGGAUGGGGACACCAGGCUCGCUGUGCUGAGACUGCUGCAGGAUCUGGCUCCUGCUAUGGCUACUACUGCCGCUGCCACUGCCGCUGCCACUGCCGCCACUCAAGCCAGUGAUGCUGGGGGUGCGGCCAGCGAAGGUAGCCCUGUAGCAGUGGCAGGGGGCCCCAGCAGCCAAGGCGUAGGGAGCGAAGCCGCAGGGAGCAGCAAGGAGGAUCAAGUGUUGGAAGCUGAAGCGGUGAUUCAAGCUCGGAUUGAUGAAAUAACCGCUCUUCAGAAACGCCCAAGUUCAGGUGAAUCCUCAGGUGCUUCAGGUGGUGAAGCAGGUGUUGAUGCAGGUGGUGUAGCAGAGCCAGAUUCUGGGGAUCUGCAGGAGGAGCUGGAUGCCUUGCUGGCGACACGGCGCGCUCUGAUUGGCCGAAGGAUCGCUGCUGCUAGGGGAGAGAGUGGAGGGGGGGAGGCUUUGGGAGUAGAUGGAGCAGAAGGAGCAGCAGGGGGGGCAGCAGCAGGCGCGGGAGAGGCGGGAGGAGUGGGAGGAGGGACUUCUCAACAGCCGUUGAUGUUUCUGGGAGCACCGUGAGAGAGGUGGGAGAGUGGAGGGGGGAUGCUGGGGGAGCAGAGGGAGCAGACGGAGCAGCAGGGGGGGCAGCAGCAGGAGAUGCGAUGAUGAAUGCACAACAGCCGUUGAUGUUUCUGGGAGCACCGUGACAGGGGUGAGAGGUAAGAGAGCAGAGGGGGGAUUCUGGGGUAAAGGGGCGGAUUCUGGGGAAGGGGGGGAUUCUGGGGGAGUUGAAUCAGCCGGAGGGCAGGAGGAGCAGCAGGAGAUUCUUCUGUUUUUGAGUUGAUUCUGGGGGAGUUGAAUUAUCCGGAGGGCAGGAGGAGCAGGAGAUUCUUCUGCACAUCCCCAGCAGCCGUUGGUAUUUCUGGGGUCACGAUUCACCCCACCGUGUGCACCAUGUGCAGCAACCCACAAUAGUUAGACUUUGGAGUGUCCACCCCAUUGUCUGAUGCCACAACCAUACAUGCGUAUAAUUAAAUGCUGGCUGGAGUAUUUCCCUGGUGUUUCUUUGUGCCAGACAGUGAUCUGUUGUUGGUCCUGGACAAAGAAAGACAGUACAAUGUUGACCAGUGUUGACUUGAUUAGUAUGGCCUGCCUGGUGUCUCGCCAUGAGUGCAAGAUGUGGAAUGUAGCACCAAGUUACGUCCCUGAAAAUGAUCUCCACCCUCUUCUCCACUAGUUCUCAAUCAUCUCUGCAUCCUUGUGUCGU
This is a messenger RNA of Closterium sp. NIES-67, 2181 nucleotides long. The record is from the annotation of a GenBank genome assembly. NCBI's taxonomy places the organism in Eukaryota, Viridiplantae, Streptophyta, Zygnematophyceae, Desmidiales, Closteriaceae.